AUGUCUUUUCCAGCCCAAAACGCAAGAGGUAUUCAAAAUCGAAAGAUACUCGAAGAUUUGGAACUAAAGAAACAGAUAUUAUUAAAAACUGGUGCUGUUCCAACUCCUCCAACAGUUUCUCAUCCUACAACUCCGGGAACAUCUGAUAGUCACUUUCAACGUGCCCAAGCUUUACAGUCUACAGGAUUCUUCAUCACCACUGAUUCAGCUUUUGGUAAUUCUAUACUUCCUGUCCUACCUCGCUUUGAUAAAUAA
This is a messenger RNA of Aphis gossypii (cotton aphid), 255 nucleotides long. RefSeq names its product SOSS complex subunit C homolog. Gene Ontology annotation, cellular component: nucleus; SOSS complex. NCBI's taxonomy places the organism in Eukaryota, Metazoa, Arthropoda, Insecta, Hemiptera, Aphididae. The record is from RefSeq and is a predicted model, not a curated record. Bases 1 to 255 code for a protein of 84 amino acids. The transcript has 3 exons. Gene Ontology annotation, biological process: DNA repair.